Messenger RNA from Penicillium salamii, 1764 nucleotides. The record is from the annotation of a GenBank genome assembly. Lineage: Eukaryota; Fungi; Ascomycota; Eurotiomycetes; Eurotiales; Aspergillaceae.
AUGUCCGAAUACCAGUAUGGAGGUUCUGAGGAGGAGAACGCUGAGCUGCACAAGCUGGAAACUGAAUUGUUGGACGAUCCUGACAAUUUCGAAACCUGGGAGAAACUGGUUCGCGCCGGAGAAGCUCUCGAUGGUGGAAUCAAUCGCAACUCCAAUCCCCAGGCCAUCACAACUGCUCGUGCCAACUAUGACCGCUUCCUGGCCAAGUUCCCCCUCCUUUUUGGUUAUUGGAAGAAGUACGCCGAUCUAGAGUUUUCGAUCACUGGCACAGAGGCUGCUGAAAUGAUCUAUGAGCGCGGCAUUGCCAGUAUCCCACCUUCGGUUGAUCUUUGGGCCAACUACUGUGCGUUCAAAGCGGAGACUUCACACAACCCCGACAUCAUUCGAGAGCUAUUUGAGCGGGGAGCUGAUUGUGUUGGUCUUGAUUUCCUCGCACACCCAUUCUGGGACAAGUACAUUGAGUUCGAGGAACGGACUGAAGCUCAUGAUAAGAUCUUCGCCAUUCUUUCCCGGGUUAUCCAUAUUCCUAUGCACCAGUACGCUCGCUACUUCGAGCGUUAUCGCCAACUCGCACAGUCCCGGCCUCUGGCUGAACUCGCACCUGCAGAUACUCUAGCUACAAUCCACGCUGAGAUCGAGGCCAUCGUAUCUCAACAAACUGCCGGUGUUAAGGCCGAGGCUGAAAUUGAGCGAGAUAUGCGGCUGCGAUUGGAUGGUUAUCACCUUGAGGUGUUCACAAACACCCAAACGGAAACCACUAAGCGCUGGACUUUCGAGUCGGAGAUCAAGCGACCCUAUUUCCAUGUGACGGAGCUUGACGAAGGUCAGCUGACCAACUGGAAAAACUACCUUGACUUUGAGGAGGCCGAAGGCUCCUUUGCCCGCAUUCAGUUCCUGUAUGAACGGGCUUUGGUGACCUGUGCUCAUUACGAUGACUUCUGGCUCCGCUACGCCCGUUGGAUGGCGUCUCAGCAGGACAAGGAAGAGGAUUUGCGAAUUCUCUACCAACGUGCGGCUUAUCUUUAUGUGCCAAUCGCCAACCCCACCAUUCGACUCCACUAUGCCUACUUUGAAGAAACAUCUGGACGUAUCGAUGUGGCAAAGGAUAUACAUGGUGCUAUUCUUGUCAACCUGCCCAGCCAUGUUGAAACUAUCGUUUCUCUUGCUAAUCUUUGCCGUCGCCACGGAGGUCUCGAGGCGGCCAUUGAGGUUUACAAGACUCAGUUGAAUUCCCCAGAAUGCGAGAUGUCCACUAAGGCUGCUCUCGUUGCAGAAUGGGCUCGCCUUUUGUGGAAAAUCAAGGGCAACCCCGACGAGGCUCGAACGGUGUUCGACAACAACCAGCAAUAUUACAUUGAUAGUCUGCCAUUCUGGCGGAGCUACCUCGUGUUCGAGAUUGAACAGCCAACCAGCGCAGCUACCGAGUCGGUCCAGUAUGAUCGAAUCAAGCAAGUCAUUUCGGAUAUUCGGUCCAAGAGUGCUCUUCAAGUUGACGCUGUCAAGGAGCUUGUCCAAAUCUACAUGGUUUACCUCCUUGAGCGAGGCACCACCGACACAGCAAAGGAGUACAUGACCCUUGAUCGGGAAGUCCACGGCCCUGCAUCUGUCGCUUUUGCCCGCACCGGCGGCUCUGUGGGGGCAGUCCCAAGCUCUGCAAACAUUCAACCCGCCCUUGUUCCCAUUGCGCAACCCAGCCAAGAAGAUGCUGCCACACAAGCUCAUGCGUACUACCAGCAGGUUCCUGUAAAUGGCGAAUCCGCUUGA